UGAUUAACUUACAUGGUUAAUCAACAAUAAUAAACGUUGAUUGUUGAUAAAUUGCAACAAAAACACUUCAAUCAAUCACCAACCGGUUGAUUCCAAUCAUUUUCACUUUUACUUGUUUUCCAUCUUCCUCGUCUCAUCAUCGUCAUCAUAACAACAAUUAAAGUUAAUCGAGUUCUAAAUCGUUCUAAUCUUCAGUAUCGUUACAAUUUCGAGAGAUAAAAUAAUAACUUCAUCAAUCAUCCAUUAAAAUGUUAGUUAAUGUUAAUCACCACAAGUAAUUGAUCUUUGGAAUCACCUACCAUGAUGAUGAUACAAAAAAAAUGGAAUCAUAUUGAUGCAGAUUAAUGAUUAGUUUAUUAUAAUCUAAAUCGAUAAUACCUGGAAAAAGUUAUAACGAAAUUAAUGUUUUACUAAAUUGUAACCUUGAAUUUGUAGCUUGAAGCAUAGCUAAAAGUGAUUAAUUCAUAUUAUUUUUAGUUGGAUACAAGUUUUUAAAGUUUUUCUUACUGACAAAUGAAACAAACUAUUGAAAACAUGGAAAACAAAUCAACAAUAUUGAUAAUAAUCAACAAAUUAUAAAAUACUCACCCAACAUACACAAACACACAGGAUGCAUUUAAUAACAAUUGUUGAUCUGUAACAAUUAACUGAUUACAAAUAGAGCUAAUAAUGGAAAACCCCUGACAAUUAAAACCUUGGUAACCGGGAAGUGUUUCAAAUAAUCAAGAGAGAGAGAGAGAGAGAGAGAGAGAGAGAGAGAGAGAGAGAGAGAGAGAGAGAUUGAAUGAAAAAAUUGAGAUUCUGGUUAAUAAACAAACCAGAAAAGUCCUUGAUCAGAUUUGAUAAUCUCAAUCGUCAUUUUUACGUUUGAGCUGAUCACGCUCUCGGUGUGAUUCAUGGUGAUCCCUCCCCUGAUUCCAAUUGAAAUCACAUGUUGAACCUUAAUUGUAACUCAAUCCAAUGGUAAAUACAUCAUUCAGUUCAUUAUAAUCUAUUAAUAUAACACUCAACCAGAUAAUCGUUGAUGAGAAAAUACUUACAAUCAGAACUUUGAUCACUUUAUCAUUCAUUAUCAUCUCUCUCCCUCUCUCACUUUAUAUUGUACAAUUAACUAAUGAUAGUGAUCAUAUUACGAUUAUUACGAUUCAUGAUUUUCAAGUAAACAUGGGAGAAGAACCUGAAGACUUACAGCAAAAAGAAUAGCAUUAAAAAGCUUCAUCAAUCCGGACCAUUGCAAAAUAGAGUUCAUGUCCCAUGGGUCAAGGGUCAAACGUUAUAAAUGAUCAAUUAAAUUGCAAAUUAAUCGUACGAGUUGUGAUUAGAUUUUAAUCAAAUUUUCGCAGCGAAAAUUUUUGAUAUGAAUUCGUAUGUGUAUUCAAUUCCCAUUGUUAUAAUGUAACUACAAUGAUUUGAGAAGCCACAACACCAGAAACACUAUGAAGAUUAGUGAGAGAGAUUAAUUAAUCUUAAUUACCUAUUAAUCUAAUAUUUUCCUCAAUUAGUUGAUUUCAAUCGCGAUCAAUAUCAAUUGACUAAAUCAAGAAGGAAAAUUUGAAGCUCAGUUUUCACAUGAAGAAACCUCAAUGAACUUAUUGGCUUUGAUCUAGAAAUUAAGUCUAAUAUUGAUAGUCCACAUUUCUAAUUAUGAAUUGACUGACCUAGAAUUAACUAAUUGUUGUCACAAUUAAAUGUCAAUUCGAUUUGGUUUCUCCGAGUGACUUGAUUAACAUUUAAUUGAACAUUUAAUCAAAUAUUACGGAAACUAAAUCAACAUUAAUUGUUUUUGUUUGUUAAUUGAAAUUAAAUCUGGAUCAUAAUCAUAAUCAUCAUCUAGGAAUUGAUUAUCUGUCACUAAUUAAUUCAAUCAAAAGAGGAAAAAAAGUAAACAAAUUUAAAUCUGUCACAAUUUAACUAAUCAUAAUGAAUGAAAUGAUAUCAGAUUAAUUAGCUUAAUUAGAAACAAAUAAAUAACAAAAUUAGGUUACAAUUAAAACUUGGAAAAUUUAAUGAUAAUAAAAAUUAAAGUUUCAAUUAAAAGUUUUUCUUAUCAUUAUUUGUAAAUAAAUUAAUUAGUAGAUCAAUUUUUGUUGUUUAUAAUGAUAAAGUUUAAUUAUUAUCAUUUGAUUUGAUUGAGAAGAAAAAAAAAACAAUCAACAACAAUUAAGGAAAUUGUAAUUAUUAGUUAUCUAAUCAAAGGGUUGGUGUAUCUAAAUGAACUCAAUUUGAAACAAUUAGCAAAUUGUUUUGAAUACGAUUCGGAUGAUUUAAGAAACUAUUAAUAUUAAUUGAUCAAUAGUGACAAUUUAAUUUGAUUGAAAAGUGAUUUGUUUAAAAUUGAAAUGAUCAUGAAUCAGACUCUCAGAUGAGUCACAAUUUACAGGGUAAUUACGUAAUUGUUACCUUGAUUACAUUAUAAUUAAUGGUUAUUAACACGGGGAUCUGAUUGGGUAGCAACCAUGUUAUUGAAAAACUGGUUAACAAGGUGACUCACAAUCAACAUGGUCAUUUAAUUGCUAAUCAAGGUUGUGAGAAAGUUUCUCCAAUCAGAUUGAUUGUUAUUACCUAGGCCUUAGAGGUCAAUCAAAUUCAUGAUGAGAAUCUGAAUGAAAUCACCCAAGAGGAAAACGAAUGGGAAAAGAGCUCAGAAUCAGAAUCAGAAUCGGAAUCGGAAUCAUUGAUGAAAAAAGACAAACAAAGUUGAUCAGAACUUUUUUUGUUCUCUCUCUCUCUUUCUCCAUUCAAUCAAUUAAAUCUUAAUUGUGAAUUUAUUAUCCUUCCCAACAAUUCAAUUAGAACCAAACUUUUGAUUUCCUCCAUCAAUUUAAGGAACUGGAUUAAAGUUUUUGUCCAUUUUUAACAAUAAAAAAAGAGCUAAAUUAACGACAAGUUAAUUUGAUUUCUUCAAAUUUUUUUCCCUUUCCAACAAUCAAAAGUAUAAUUAGAAAUUAACUAUCAAUCAAAUGGUAAAAAUCGUUCCUUAUACUUUUUUUUCUGCAUAGUAACAUCACAAUUAACUAAUUGUAGCAAUUCAACUCAAAAUGAUUAAGCCAAAAAUCAAUUGAACCACAUGGAUAAUCAAUGUUUUGUUGUUACUUGACUUUCUGUAUCUACAGAAAAGCCUUUUAUUUAAUCCUUGUAUUAAAAGAUUAAGCUGAUUACCAUUUUUUUUUUGCUUAAUUGUUGUGAGUUAAUUGUUGGAUAAUAAUAGCUGGUGAAAAAGAGACGAUUUAAUUGUGAUGAAAAUGAGAAAGUGAUCUGAUUAGAAUGACAGAAAAAAGGUCUCACUAUUAAAACGCUUUAAAAUGUUAAGUGUAAAUGAUUCAACUAAUCAGUUAAUCCUCUUAAUCAUUACAAUCAGUUAAUCGAUUAAUUUAUAUGCAAACAUUUACUAUCAAGUUAUUAAUCAAUUUUAAUCAACUGUGUGUAUCGGAAUAACGGAAGCAAUUUGUGUUGAUUGUUUUAACAAACUCGAAGAGUAAGAAACAAAAAUGGAUUUUAAUUGCUACAAAUUAAGAGAUAAUCAACUAAUUAACCUUAAUCAACAAUCAACUCUAAUUACUUGGCUUAUAAUCGCGAUGAUAUCUUGGUUUACUUUAUCCAAUGGUGAUCCUCAUGUUCUGGAUGAUGAUUGUCUCAAAUGUAUUUGCAUGGCCAGUUCUGAGUGCGAUGAUCAGGUCCGUUGUCACACCGAGGGUCAAGAUGAUUAUUUUUGUGGUCCAUUUCAAGUGUCACGUAAUUACUGGUUUGAAGCUGGUUCACCUGGUUACGAUGCCUCUAAUCCAAUGGAUUUUGAAAAUUGUGUCAACAAUAUUUAUUGCGCCAUUCAAACUGUCAAUCAAUAUUUAAAGAUUAAGCAAAAGGAUUGUGACACCGAUGGGAUAAUCACUUGUCAGGAUUACGCUUUGUUACAUAGAUUUGGUCCAAACAAUUGUACCGAUGAAAAGUUGUAUUCAAAUUCAUCGUUCUGGAGUAAAUUUGAUUCAUGUUUCUCAUUUACCAAUGGAACUAAACAGUUUUAAAUUGUCCACUAAUCUACAAUUAACUUGAUCACCAAGAAAAUCAUUGAU
Messenger RNA from Panonychus citri (citrus red mite), 4067 nucleotides. RefSeq names its product lysozyme 2-like. Gene Ontology annotation, molecular function: lysozyme activity. Bases 3489 to 4019 code for a protein of 176 amino acids. The transcript has 3 exons. NCBI's taxonomy places the organism in Eukaryota, Metazoa, Arthropoda, Arachnida, Trombidiformes, Tetranychidae. The record is from RefSeq and is a predicted model, not a curated record.